This is a messenger RNA of Aspergillus calidoustus, 675 nucleotides long. Lineage: Eukaryota; Fungi; Ascomycota; Eurotiomycetes; Eurotiales; Aspergillaceae. The record is from the annotation of a GenBank genome assembly.
AUGGCAGGCAAAAAGGGUGCCGAGAACUCCAAGAAGGCUGCGGGGAACGCUCGCAAAGCCGAAAACGCCGCAAAGAAGCAAGCCGUUGAGGACUCGAAGCGUGCUGCCGAGGAGGAUAAGCAGUGGUCCAAGGGAUCGAAGAGCGCUGCUAAAAAGGAGGACGCCGAAGCCAAAAAAGCCGAAGCAGCCCGCAAAAAGGCCGAGCGCGACGCCCUGCUCGCCGCCGAAGAGGCCUCUCAACCCUCCAAGCCCAAAAACACCAAAGCCGCCACGAAGAAGAACGCCGCCCCCGCACCCUCCCGCAAACUCGACCUCUCCCAACUCGACGACGACACGCCCAGCAAGUCCUCCUCGGCCCUGAACGCCUCGGGCAUCGACAACGCUCUCGACGCUCUCUCGCUCACGGGCCGCGACACGGGCAAGAUCGACCGGCACCCCGAGCGCCGGUUCAAGGCUGCGUAUGCGGCGUAUGAGGCGAGGAGGUUGCCAGAGAUUGAGGCGGAGAACCCCGGGCUUAGGCGGAACCAGCGCGUGGAGCUUGUGAAGAAGGAGUUUGAGAAGAGUGAGGAGAAUCCGUUUAACCAGGUGCAUGUUGCGUUUGAUGCUUCGCGGGAUGAGAUUGCGGCUGUGAGGGAUGCGGAGAGGAAGAAGGUGGAGGCGAGGCUUACGAAGUAG